AUGCCAGAUAUAAUGAGACUUAUAACCAAAGACUUGUCUGAACCAUAUUCAAUUUAUACAUAUAGAUAUUUUAUACACAAUUGGCCUAAACUGUGCUUUUUGGCAAAAGACAAAGAAAAAUGUGUUGGAGCCAUAGUUUGUAAAUUAGAUUUACAUAAAAAGUUGGUUCGUAGAGGAUAUAUUGCUAUGCUGGCAAUUGAUUCUGAUUAUAGAAGAAGGCGUAUAGGUUCAAAUCUAGUGACAAAAGCAAUUCGAGCUAUGAUUUCUGAUGACUGUGAUGAGGUUGUUUUGGAAACUGAGAUUACGAAUAAGGCAGCAUUGAAACUAUAUGAAAACCUAGGCUUUGUGCGUGAUAAACGCCUAUUUAGGUAUUAUUUGAAUGGAGUUGAUGCUUUGCGAUUAAAGUUGUGGCUUAGAUAG
Lottia gigantea (owl limpet) is the source of this 420-nucleotide messenger RNA. RefSeq lists its product as hypothetical. Bases 1 to 420 code for a protein of 139 amino acids. Gene Ontology annotation, molecular function: protein-N-terminal amino-acid acetyltransferase activity. The transcript is spliced from 4 exons. The record is from RefSeq and is a predicted model, not a curated record. Gene Ontology annotation, cellular component: NatC complex. Gene Ontology annotation, biological process: N-terminal peptidyl-methionine acetylation. NCBI's taxonomy places the organism in Eukaryota, Metazoa, Mollusca, Gastropoda, Lottiidae.